GCGUAGGGCAGGCUGAGCAGCCCAUAGGUAAUUAGGUUUCGAUUCUCCGUGCGACAAACAGCGCCACCACGAUGCUGCCGUUCGUCAUACGCCGUUAUAGCCGUAGUAUCCCGCCAUACUUCCGACCCAGUAACCUAUUAUCUUCCUCCUCCUUCUCCGCUGCCUCCGCAGUUCCUCCGCUGGACCGGUUUUCCGUUGUCGAGUACCUUGUAGAUUCCUGGGGUUUAUCUGCCGCCGAGGCAUCCAAGGCCUCUCUCUCCUUAUCUGGUCUCAAAUCUAGUAAGAAACCCGACUACUUCCUCAACUUCUUGAAGUCCCAGGGAUUCACCGACUCCCACAUCAAGAGGAUUAUCAAUAUCAGCCCCGCAAGCAUCUGCAUUAAGGUGGAGCCAAAGUUCCGAUCUUUGCUCGACGCGGGCUUCUCGCAGUCCGACCUAGUCGAGAUAAUUACAUCAUAUCCACGUAUCCUCUGCCAUAACAUGCGUUCUGUCGUCCCCAGGUUGGAGUUCUGGGAUCGUCUGUUUGGAUCGAGGGAGCUUCUUGUUAAGCGUUUAAAGCAAAAAUGGUUUUUCGGUGGCAGUGUCGAGAAAAGAAUCCUUCCCAACCUCAAGUUUUUUAUGGACGUGUGCGGAAUGUCUGAAGAGAAGGCGUAUCAAGCAAUGAGAAACCACCCUGACUUCCUUGUCCAGAAUCCAGAUUCACUCCAGAUUUUGGUCCGUAGAGCCGACGAGCUGGGCGUCGCCCGACAAUCUUCAAUGUACCCACACUUGCUUAUUACUCUUUACGGUAUCAGCAAAGAAAAAUUCGAGGCCAAACACAAAUUGUUUACGAGCCUUGGUUGGUCGGAGUCAGACUUCUUCACUGCAGUCAGGAAGACGCCAACCUUGUUAAAUAUUUCUCAACCUGAGAUACGUAGGAAGAUAGAAUUUUUCGUCAAGGAAGUUGGCUAUUCUCCUUCUUUCAUCACUCAACAUCCAUUAAUUCUGCUAUAUAGUUUGGAUAAAAGGGUGGUUCCUAGGUUUCAGGCGUUGGAGUUGUUGAAGUCCGCAAAUUUAUGGACUGGAAAAAUGAGUCUGCUCUCUUAUAUAUGCCUAUCUGACAAAAAGUUCAUUGAGAAGUUUGUGCUUCCAUAUAAAGAGAAGGUCCCUAAGCUAGUUGACAUUUUUCGCCGGCCAUCAAGGGAGGUGUCCGUCUAAUUUUCGGCUCUAGCAUCCCUAUAAAAGAGAUUUUUAGAAUAUGUAUUCAGUUCAAAAAAAAUUGAUGUUACACUUUGGCACAUUCAACUGUCGCGGCUCGAGACACACUUGGACAACCUACCCUGCUCAAACUUAAGCAUUUCACCAUUCACACCAUUCACACAUUUGACAACUCAAAAACACUGAAUCUGAAUUCUUAAUUGGCACAUCAAUAACUAUAGCUUGAUAAGAAGUCAAGAUUUGCUAUAUUCAGUUGCCAUUGAUCCUAGAAUUAUAGAGAGAGAGAGAGAGAGAGAGCAAAGAAUGGCAUGAGCGUUUCAAGAGAACUGAUGGUAUUUGUGGCAGCACCGAUCUCACAAACAUGAAGAUGUAAAGGGUAUGGUAGUCUAAUGUUUUGGAAUUUAUUGUGUUUUAGGAGAAGAAUUUUCUCCAUUUCAAUCCUACAUGAUUUGAGUAGCCUAUCUUUACGGCUUUGCUGCCCUGCAUCCCAAUUCAUGCCGUUUCUACCAUAAUUUUAAUCAGAGUGCAGAUUGAAUCAUCCUGUUUGACUUGGAAGGAGGAUUGUAUUGUAGUAAAAGAUGAUUAUACUCAUCGUAGGUGCCUUGCACUGAUCCGGAGGUAAAAAUCCGGAGCCCCAUAAGGAGUCAACGCCGAGGGGAGGUCAAAGGGUCCAGUGGCUCGCCGGAAAAGGGCGAGCCGACCGGACUCAGAAGAAAGGGAAAUCUGGUAGUAAAAGGCACCCUGGUAGGGACCAGGGG
This is a messenger RNA of Zingiber officinale, 1954 nucleotides long. Its product is annotated as transcription termination factor MTERF15, mitochondrial-like. Gene Ontology annotation, biological process: chloroplast organization; regulation of DNA-templated transcription. Lineage: Eukaryota; Viridiplantae; Streptophyta; Magnoliopsida; Zingiberales; Zingiberaceae. Gene Ontology annotation, cellular component: chloroplast. The coding region runs from base 72 to 1196 and encodes 374 amino acids. The transcript has 2 exons. Gene Ontology annotation, molecular function: double-stranded DNA binding. The record is from RefSeq and is a predicted model, not a curated record.